UUGAUUUUUCAGAAAAUAUCGACUUACAAUUACUUACUAAAAAUUCAUGAACUUUAUCUGGUAUUAGAACGCCAUAACUCUUCGGAUAGUGUUUAGAAAUAAUUUUCAACAAUAGUAGUUUAGUUUCGGAAUAGUCAAUAAUGAAUUUAGAGGCCAAUAGAUUAAACACCUUUACAAGUUGGCCCUCCUCGGCACCUGUGGAUCCUAUAAGAAUUGCAAGAGCUGGAUUUUUCUACACGGGCGAGGGCACUGAGGUAGAAUGCUUCAGUUGUGGUCGUAAAAUAUCGGAGUGGAAUUACGGAGAUCAAGUUAUGUGGCGACAUAGGGCAUUGAAUCCAACUUGUGCGUUCGUCUUGAGCCCAGUGCAAUCUGGUAACAUCGCUCUAUUAUUAAGCCGUGAAUGCAAUACACCGCCGGGAUUCAGGCGAUCAAAUGAGGUACAACACGACUUUGACACUCAGGACUAUGGUCUUAGUGGAGAGGAUGAAAUGUACAAGAGUGAUGCUUUACGGUUGCUGUCGUUCGUCAAUUGGGAUGAUAGCUCGGUGUCUCGGCAAGAGCUGGUGAAUGCUGGAUUCUACCAUGCUGGUGGAGGAAGACUUCGCUGUGCAUGGUGUGGUGGCGAACUGGCACCUUUCAGGAAUCUUGGAUCUCUUGGACCUCCUCUGGAAGUUCAUAGAAUGUACUUCCCCCGUUGCACACAUGCAGCUUUUUUGGAAUUGGAACGCAGAAAUAACGAGGCUUCCUCGCCCUCGUCAUCUCCGUCGUACACGCCUCCAUUGCAGUCGCCACCCACCUGUGCUAGCAAACCUCAGUCUUCUGGUGCAGCUCAUAAUGCGCGGGUAGUGGAAGCUGGAAGUGACUGGCGCUCACUGGGCGUAGUUGGGGGCGGGGCAAGACAUCCCUCUCGAGCUGCUUUAGCUGCGAGGCUAGCUACAUUCGAGCGCUGGCCAGCCGAUAGAGCUCAGGCCCCAAGAACCUUAGCUGAUGCUGGUUUCUUUUAUACGGGUGUUGAUGAUCAGGUGCGAUGCUUCUACUGCGACGGCGGUUUGGGCAAAUGGGAGGCGGGUGACACACCGUGGUCGGAGCACGCACACUGGUUCCCCCACUGCGGUUACGUGCUGCUCGUUAAGGGGCAGGAGUUCGUUGGCACAUGCAGAAACCGCACCUCCGUUCAGCGUUCGUUCUCCGCCGACAGAGGUCUUACUUCAAGGACUCGAAAUCCAGGUGUGAACUACUCAACAACGGAGAGUCAGGUGGAAGAAUGCAUGGAAAGUAAUGCCGCAUUGGCUGCUCUGGGCGCUGGAUUGGACGCCGCUCGAGUUCGCCGAGCUAUCGCUAGACGGUUGCGAGCUACGGGUGUCCCAUUCAGUACGUCCGAAGGCCUUAUCGACGCCGUUUUGGACGAACAACUCAACGAAGAGGCCUGGUCUGUCUCCCCACACAGUCAACGCCUGGCGAGAGAUAUCCUCGCUGAGACUCUACGUGACUUUGCACCACGCUCCGGGAUAAUCCCAUCGAGUGCCGAAGACGUGAGGCCAGAAGGUUCAGCAUCUCAACCGGACAGUCCAAUACCGUCGCCAACUCCCGGCAGCGUUCCGCAGACAACAAACGGAACUCUCGACAUAGCCACCCUACCUGCAACCAGUCAAACUGCAACCGGUCAAGGUGCAACCGGUCAAGGUGCAACCGGUCAAGGUGCAACCGGUCAAGGUGCAACCGGUCAAGGUGCAACCGGUCAAGGUGCAACCGGUCAAGGUGCAACCGGUCAAGGUGCAACCGGUCAAGGUGCAACCGGUCAAGGUGCAACCGGUCAAGGUGCAACCAGUCAAGCUGCAACCAGUCAAUCAGAUAAACCCGGGCCGUCACCGAGCCCCAUGAAGACCAUCAGCAAUGUCUCUUUGGAAGAGGAAAACAGGCAGUUGAAGGAAGCGAGACUGUGCAAAGUGUGCAUGGAUAAUGAGGUGAGCGUUGUAUUCCUGCCGUGCGGCCAUCUUGUUUCGUGCGCGGGCUGUGGCGCCGCCCUGGGCGCGUGCCCGCUUUGCCGCGCGACCGUCAAGGCGUUGGUGCGCGCUUACCUUGCCUGACCAAGCAUCUACGCCGAACCUCAACAGCAGAGGGGCAGGUUUACGUUGAGGGCCUGGCGUGGACUUGAGUUAAUCUAUAGUCUAUCACGGCGUGAUAUGACCCGAAAUUAAUUCAUACCUAAUACAAGUAAAUAAGCGUUUUACAGUGUGCCCCGACAUCGUUCAUAGUAUCUCAAAUACUAAGCAUAAUGAUCAAUUUUAUUAAAAAAAAACCUUUGCUUUGCUUAUGGGUGUAAAAGGAGUGAAUAGUGAGGUGACUGCUAAAAGAAGCGAGCGGAAGGAGAAAACAUGUUGUGCUCAUCCCACUUAGCGUGGGAAAAGGGCGAAAGUGGGAAAAAGCAUAUGCUUGUAAUAGGAGUGGGUGGUGAGAAGACGGGUAAUAGAAGUGAGUGGGAGGAGAAGACACGUGCCAACUCCACUUAGCGUAAGAUAAGGGCAAAAUUGUGAAAAAGUAUGUCCGUGUAAAAGGAGUGGAAUGUGAGGUGGCUGCUUAUAGAUGGUAGUGGAAGGAGAACAUAUUUUGCUUAUCCCACUUGACGUAGGAAAAGGGCGAAAGUGGAAAAAGCAAAUGCUUUAUUCUAACACGUGUAAAAGGAGUGGAUAGUGCGAUGGCUGCAAAUGUGAGAAGUGAGUGGGAGGGGAAAACAUGUGGGAUUAGUAACGAGGGCGAUCGAGUGAAAAAGAAUAUUCGUGAAAAGAAGUAGAAAGUGAGUUGGCUGCAAAUAGAAGUGGUUGGAAGAAGAAAAAAUGUUGCGCUUAUCCCACUUAGCGUGGGAAAAGGGCGAAAAUCAGAAAAAUCAUAUGCUUGUUAAAGGAGUGGAUAGUGGGGUUACUGCUAAUAGAAGUGAGUGGAAGGCGAAAACAUGUGCCAAACCCAGUUAGCCUGGGAUAAGGGCAAACAAGUGAAGAAGUAUAUAAGAAAAAGGAUUGCAAAGGCUGCUAAUAGAAGAAAGUGGAACGAGAAGACUCUUAAGACUCAGAGUCUAAGAGUCAUAUAGUUCGAUUGAUUGUUUUUUUUCUGUCCAACCCAAUGACUGCAUACAUAUUUUGCUAGGUUUAUUAUGGUUGGACAAAAAUAUCAAAAUCAUAAUAUGAAAGGAUGUUUGUUCAUAAAAUCUAUCAUUAUUCUUAUUAUAUAAGACCCACAUAAGGGACACAC
Messenger RNA from Pararge aegeria (speckled wood butterfly), 3246 nucleotides. It is a transcript of the gene Diap2, whose product is annotated as death-associated inhibitor of apoptosis 2. Gene Ontology annotation, cellular component: nucleus; cytoplasm. Lineage: Eukaryota; Metazoa; Arthropoda; Insecta; Lepidoptera; Nymphalidae. Bases 141 to 2087 code for a protein of 648 amino acids. Gene Ontology annotation, biological process: regulation of cell cycle; positive regulation of protein ubiquitination; negative regulation of apoptotic process. The transcript is spliced from 11 exons. The record is from RefSeq and is a predicted model, not a curated record. Gene Ontology annotation, molecular function: cysteine-type endopeptidase inhibitor activity involved in apoptotic process; ubiquitin protein ligase activity.